Mytilus californianus (California mussel) is the source of this 1613-nucleotide messenger RNA. RefSeq lists its product as uncharacterized. The transcript is spliced from 8 exons. Gene Ontology annotation, molecular function: chitin binding. The record is from RefSeq and is a predicted model, not a curated record. Bases 9 to 1262 code for a protein of 417 amino acids. Gene Ontology annotation, cellular component: extracellular region. Lineage: Eukaryota; Metazoa; Mollusca; Bivalvia; Mytilida; Mytilidae.
UUAUAGUGAUGAAAUUUUAUAUUGUAUUUUGUGUUUGUUUUAUUCUUGCUACAGCUUACGAGGAUGAUUAUUUCAAAUUCGAAAAAUCAGAAAAGUUUGGAGGAAUUUGUGACAAAAGGACAAUAUAUAAUGGAUGGGCUUAUAAACCUACUCCCGGAACUUGCGACCAAUUUUAUCAGUGCGACGAAGAAGGUGUUCCACAUCAACAAAGCUGUGCAGCAGGAGCAUUCUACGACGGAAAUGAAUGUCGACAUGCAGAAAAAGUGCACUGUCCUUAUGAUCCUUGCCAGAGGAAACCACAUGGCUACAGUUAUGCUGAUGGCCAGAGUUGCUAUGGCUACUAUGUUUGUAUAAAUGGACGGUCAAAGUACUUGACAUGUCCGAAUGGGUUUUACUACAAUGCUCACAAAAAGUCGUGCCACUCUGAUCCUACCUGCUUUAAAGAUAACCUAAAGCAUCCUUGCUCAUUCGGAACAACAUACCCUUGUCCUGGAAAGCCAGAUCAGUUCUAUCUAUAUGACGGUCGAUCAACCUUGACUACCAUGAGAUGUCCAAGGGGAUUGUGGUAUCGACCUGACUUGUGUACUUGUGAUUGGAUAAUUCCAGGGAAAAUUCAGAAGCACGGUUGUUCUCCAAUGUUUCACUUCACAUACAAUGGAAAUUUUCUGGAAAAGUAUAACAGAGUACAGCAAGUUCCAAACAACAACGUUGCCAUUUACCGGAAAUCAGCUCUCUUCAAUAAAGGAGGGAAAAUAAUCAUAUGGGCCAUGAACAACAUUGAUUUGGACAAUGAAUUUUCUCUGUGCUUUGAGUUCAUGGCAAAAACAUACAAAGGAGAAGUCGCUUUGAUGUCGAAUGAUCAAAAUGGAUAUGGCGCUACCUAUAAAAUAUCGUACAUUCCUGCGCUUGGUGUCGUAAAGGCUUAUAUUUUACAGAAAAAUAAGCGACUGAUACAGAUGCAAGUAUUUGGUGUUAACCCAAGCAGAGCACAUUUUGUCCGUUUUGCGAGAUCAGACGAUAAGCUGACACUUAGAGUUAACAACAUGGCACCAGCUUCAGUAGAAUGUGAUGAUGGUAUUGCAAAGAAUGGAAAUCCUAUGGUGAUAGGUCAAGCAGGAGGGUGCACAGAUUUUCAAGGAUUUAUCGACGAGGUGAAGUUUUAUAACUGUGUUCCAAAAGGAUUUCUUGACGUAUAUGAUGACUUGGAUUCUGAUAACCGCCAUCACCAUGAAAGAGACAGCGAUGUUGAAGACUUUCAUUAAUAACUGUUAGCUGUGAAGUUUGACAAUGAAAACUUUCUGAUCUUACCAUUAAAAUUUUAUGUAAACUUCACUAAAGAUUUAAAUUAAAAUUGUGUAUCGCAGAAUAAACAAUCAGUGUCGAUCUAAGAACAACAUAUAGCCCAAGAUCAAACUUCGUAUGAUCUCUAUUACAUAUAAUUGUAAUAAUUUUCAAUAAAGAAAAUAGAGAUUUUAAAUUUGUAUGUAUUUUUUUAUUUCAUUUUGUUCAUUUUUUUCUUUUUAAUGGCAAGGCUUGAGUUAAAUAUACUUUCUAAUGGCAGGGUUGAUAUAAUUAUACUUAUGUUGUAUUUAAAUAUAUUUUGUACUUGUUGA